CUCAUCCUCAUCUUCUUCUCCUCUCCCGUCCCCAGCACUGUCCAGCCCGGCAGGAUGAAGUGGAGGAGGAUCGCCAUCCUCACCACCCUGCAGGCGCAGCUCCCGGCCACAGAUGCUGCAUCAGUCCUUGGCCUCACAGAUCCCAGGCUCUGCUACGUGCUGGAUGGAUUCCUCUUCAUUUAUGCAGUGGUCAUGACAGCCCUUUUUGUGAAGGCAAAGCUCAGCCAGGCCUCUGCACCACAGCUGCCACCAGGCCAGGAUGAUGUGUACAAUAAGCUCUCCCGCAAGCCCAGGGACGAUUACGACGUUCUGGGAGGAAAGCGAGGAGCAGACCCCGAGCUGGGCGGGAGACACCAGCAGAGGAGAAAGAACCCUCAGGACACUGUCUACACUUCACUGCAGAAGGACAAGAUGGGUGAGGCAUACAGUGAGAUUGGAAUGAAGGGAGAGCAGCAGAGACGGCGAGGCAAAGGGCAUGAAGGUCUCUACCAGGGGCUCAGUGCAGCAACCAAGGACACUUAUGAUGCUCUCCAAAUGCAGCCUUUACCCCCCCGCUAAGUGGGAGCCUCAGAAGGGAUGGGCAAGAGUGAGAGAUGCCCACCUGCUUUGGGGAGGAGAGGGAGGAAAGCCUUUUUCAUCCAACACAAGCACUGUGUGUUUUCUUGUGCAAGAAUCUCCUUGGGUUGGUGCACAGAAUCUGGACCUGGCCCUUUCCUUCUCCCUCUCCUCCUGAACCAUGUAACUGCUUCUGCUCUUAGAAUGUACAUAUAACUGUGAAGUUGUUUCCAAUUAUAGGGGGUAUUAGGCUGAUUUUUUUUUUUUUAAAUAAGGUUUGUGUUGUGGGACCAGACCACACUUUCUAACAAAUACAGCUAUUUCCAUAGCUCUUCCUUGUCUUCCAGAGUAUUAAGACAUAGAAUUAUGGCUUUAUUGCAUUUAAAUAAUUUGCAAAGAUAGGACUGUAUUUACUUCCUGUAGUAUUUAUCUUAGGACUAUUUCACCCUUUUUGCUUUAAAUUUACCUUUUAAAAACUGCUUCAGUGGAGGGCAACUUUUUCUUUAACUCUUUAAAAAAGAGUGACAUGAUGUUACAGCAGUGACGCAGAGAGGCUGAAUGCCAACUUUCCCGUAGGAAGAAAAUAUCCCAAAAAAGAUCAAGCAGUGGCACUGCCACUCAUCUAUAAAUAUGAGACAGGUAAGCUGAGUGAGAGACUUCUCUGAAGGCAGAAAAACAAAGAAAACAAG
Molecule: messenger RNA, 1244 nt
Organism: Sturnus vulgaris (Common starling)
Lineage: Eukaryota; Metazoa; Chordata; Aves; Passeriformes; Sturnidae
Gene: CD247
Product: CD247 molecule
Biological process (GO): T cell receptor signaling pathway
Cellular component (GO): alpha-beta T cell receptor complex; membrane
Molecular function (GO): transmembrane signaling receptor activity
Source: RefSeq, a predicted model, not a curated record